AUGGAACAACACGGCGACCUGGCGCUGGUGGCGCGCCUGCCGGAGGACGUGCUCACCGACGUGCUGCGGCGCCUGGCCGCCACGCCGCGCUGGCUCGACAUCUCCCGCUCCGUCUGCAAAGCAUGGCGAGCCAUCAUCGACGGCGAGAGCCUCCUCUGCACACGGCUCCCCUUCACGGGAAUCUUCAUCAGCAUGGCGGUGCUCCCGUUCCCCGAGCUGUUCUCCCGCCCCUCCGCGCCGGGCCGGCCCGCCGUCAGCGGCAAGCUCCACUUCCUGGCCGCGGCCGUCAAGGUCCUCCCCGACGGAGGCUGUGACCGGCGAGGGAACCACUGCAUCAAGGGCCACUGCAACGGGCUACUCUUGCUCAACGACUACGUGGUUAACCCCGCCACGCAGCGCUGGGACCGUCUUCCCGAGCGCCCGCCAAACAAUGCCAAGGGGAUGGUUCGGCAUUCCUGCUGCAACGAGUACCUCGCCUUUGAUCACACCGUGUCGUCCCACUACCAGUUUGACAUACAGUGCGCCACUGGGCAUGUGAUUUGUAUGUCCUGCCAUCGCAAGCUCCGGAACAAGGACAGGUGCUACGUGUGCUCCAUUACUGGCGGCUAUCAACGCUGCAUCGUGCUCGAGAAAAUCCUGGAGUCUGUCCAGAUCCCUUGCUCCAAUACCAUGUACGGUUGCACCGUCAAGACACAUUACCUCGAGGGAGCAGAUCAUGACAAGUCGUGCCCAUGUGCACCGUGCUUCUGCCCUGAUCCUAGUUGUCACUUUACUGGCUCAACCGCAGAGCUCCUUGACCAUCUCACCCAUACGGACAACUGGCCGGCAACUGAGUUCGAGUACGGACAGCGUUUUGACCUGCAGAUCCAGGAAGGAAUGCACGUUCUCUACACAAGGGAGGAUGGCACCCUGUUGCUGGUAAAAUUCACGCCGGUGCCGCCUUUCGGCAAUGCUGUCUCCAUCAUGUGUGUUGAUCCUCAUGCCGUGGCGGGGGACCGCAAGUUCAGGUGCCUGGUUGGUUCCAACUGCAGCACCGAUAGUUGGCGUUCAGAUUUCCGUACCAUAAGCACCAAUCUGUCCAACGACUUACCGACGGAGGAUGGCAGCUACUCAUUGGUUGUGCCGACUCUUUCUUGUUACAGCAGCAUCAAUGUCACUAUCUCAAAGGUUACGGUGCUGUAGUCGGGGAGCUCUUCGCCACUCACGCUGACAGGUUGUGUGCUACUUGAGGAUUGUUUCCUCAGUUCAUCACUUGUUGAACGUUUUAUUAUUCAGCCUCGAGGCUUUAGUACUUUGGUUGUGUGCAUCUUCGGCUGCAGAGAUUCUACUUGUGUCUUAAGUUAUCUAUGUGUUUGAAUUGCAUGCUGCAAUCUGAAGCCAUGGCUGAUCUGCAUUAUACUGCCAGUAACAAACUGCAAUCAAAUCACGUCUCUUGGACAAUUAGCAGCUACAUUGUUAUGUAAUGCUCAUUCCAGCUUGGUUGCUGCUCUAAACUCUGUAUAUGUAAUGUCUUCGUUUUGCUCGUGCUGUUAGCUAGAAUGGC
Lolium rigidum is the source of this 1543-nucleotide messenger RNA. RefSeq lists its product as uncharacterized. Gene Ontology annotation, molecular function: zinc ion binding; protein binding. NCBI's taxonomy places the organism in Eukaryota, Viridiplantae, Streptophyta, Magnoliopsida, Poales, Poaceae. The transcript is spliced from 2 exons. The record is from RefSeq and is a predicted model, not a curated record. The coding region runs from base 1 to 1182 and encodes 393 amino acids.